Molecule: messenger RNA, 1972 nt
Organism: Stylophora pistillata
Lineage: Eukaryota; Metazoa; Cnidaria; Anthozoa; Scleractinia; Pocilloporidae
Product: type 2 phosphatidylinositol 4,5-bisphosphate 4-phosphatase
Biological process (GO): phosphatidylinositol dephosphorylation
Cellular component (GO): late endosome membrane; phagocytic vesicle membrane; lysosomal membrane
Molecular function (GO): phosphatidylinositol-4,5-bisphosphate 4-phosphatase activity
Source: RefSeq, a predicted model, not a curated record
AGUUAUUUUAAUAUUAAUCCUUUGUUCAAGAUGCUCCCCCCAUCAUUCCUGGAAUGCCUCCGCCGGCUUAUUCAGAAAUGCCACCACCAUAUACCCCACCAAUGUCAAUGAACACUGAGCCAUCUGUGAUCUGCAGAGUUUGUCAACAGCUCAUAUACAUAAAAGGACGGGAACACCAGCGGGUUGUGAAGUGUGCCCACUGUCAAGAGGCUACGCCCAUUAAAGCACCUCCAGCUGGCAAGAAAUACAUUCGUUGUCCAUGUAAUGCUCUGCUGACAUGCAAGGUCUCCUCUGUUAGGAUAUCUUGUCCAAGAGUCAACUGCAAGCGCAUAAUCAACCUUGCGGCACCUCCAAUGCUGCCGCCAGCAGCGACACUACCAGCCAUUACUAGAAGUCAGUUUAGAGUGACUUGUGGACAUUGCAAUGAGAUCUUUGUGUUCCACACAACAAGCCACCUGGCUAGAUGUCCUCAUUGCAGAAGAAUAUCUUCAGUGGGACCACAUUUUGCCAGAACUCGGGCCACCAUAUUUGCAGUCAUUGGAUUCAUCUUCUUAGCAGCAGGUAUUGGAGUUACCGUGGGAACCCUGGACCUUGCAAGAGAUUCUGGAGGUAUCUAUGUGGUUUGGAUUGGUGCAUUUGUUGCUGGUAUCCUUAACUUGAUCAGAAGUUGCUAUUACUGCACCAUGACUGUCAGUUCAAUUGAAGGAGAAUCAUAAAUGGGUAGUCUUCAAUAAGACAUCCAUAGAAAGAACAGCGAGGAAUGUCCUUGCAUGCAACUUUUUCCUUUGUUAAAAACCAACUUGGAUGCUAUACACAAAUUCAGCAAUAACAUGCUAUAGUGCUCAAAAUGGUCCCUUGGUGGUGAACAAGAUCUUAAUGUUAGAUUGUCUUUUUGUCUAAUUGUCUUAAACACGUACCAGCAUGUUGAGGUCUUUUGCCUUCCUUACAUACCUACUUUCUCACCUACUUAAUGUUCAAGUGAAUCAGUGACUGCUAUUUUGAGCACUGCACGGUGUCAGAGCAGAGAUUUUUUUUCUAGAUGGAACUUCAGGUUUCAUAAUUUUUUCAUGAUCAUUUAUUUCCAUUCUAUCACGUUUUGAAUGUGUUAGAUAGGGCAGAAGGUGUGAGCCACGUUGGCUGAAGGCUUGUCAUAUUCAGCAAAGAACUUGACGUUGUUAACUGCAACUAGAGGUCUCUGGUUGACAAUAAUUAUCAAUAAAAUGUGUGUGCUUGGCAUACUAGUUAUUAAUAACCAUUAUAAUUACUUUACAUUAUAUAUUAGAAACAGAGAUAUGUUAGAAAAAGGAUAGCUAGCCCAAAACUAACCUUGUGAACUGCAAAUAGCCAUUGAACAAGUUAUGCAGUUGACCCUAAUAAUCCAAUAUGCACCAAAUUAAAUUGCCAGUAGCAUGAAUGAAUAGCAGUUUGUAGGUGUGUCUCAGAAACUUUUUUAUCCCGGUUAUUUCAUUAAUCAAGUGGUUUUGAUCUUUAGCGGGACCUUUGGUACACCUUUAGUUGCUCGAAAGAUUUUGCAAAUUUUUAAGAAUAGAGAAGUCUAAUGAGAAAACCAAAUUUGUAAGCAUAGUUUGAAGAAAAAUAUUGCAGAUUAGUAUUUUUAGUAGUCAUGAUCAUAACUUUAGCACCCAUCUAGAAGGAAUCUAAGUAUGUUACUUGACUAUUUUGUGGAGUUUGUCACAGAGUUGAGUGGACUUUUCAGCGAAGUUCUUUGGCGAUGGAAGGUGUGCUUCUGUUAAACAGCAUUAGUCUUUGAAAUGUUUAGGACUUCUUGGAGCUUUUCUCUUUUGCUUGUAACAAAUUAACAGUCGAUGGUUGACAACUGAGUCGCUUGUGUUGCGUUAUGCUUUUUGAGAAAUUUAGAGCUACACUAUUUUAAGUGAAUAACGUGAUUGUAAUUUUCAUCAACUAUGUGUAUAAAAUGUAACAAUAAAAUCAACUUGAUUCGUCACUACAA